Molecule: messenger RNA, 1212 nt
Organism: Lipotes vexillifer (Yangtze River dolphin)
Lineage: Eukaryota; Metazoa; Chordata; Mammalia; Artiodactyla; Lipotidae
Product: putative olfactory receptor 10AC1
Exons: 1
Coding region: 1-1212 (403 amino acids)
Biological process (GO): G protein-coupled receptor signaling pathway
Cellular component (GO): membrane
Molecular function (GO): G protein-coupled receptor activity; olfactory receptor activity
Source: RefSeq, a predicted model, not a curated record
AUGGGGAGGGGGGAUGGGAAUGGACCCAUCAACCCACCUCCCUCUCUGCAGCCCUACUCCCUCCUACCCUCUAAAUUCCACCCAGCCCUUUCUUCACCAGCAGCGCCCGAGGAGCGUAGCCCACAACGUCUCCCUUCCCGCAUUUCUUUCCCACAGGUACCCCUGGGCAGCCAGUGCGCGGACAGCGCCCGCAAUGCCACCAUGCCCUGCGGCUUUCUCCCGCAGGGCUUCGCGGAGUUUCCCCACCUGGGGCCCAUGCUCUUCCUGCUGCUGCUGCCCGUGCACCUGGCUACCCUGAGCGGGAACCUGCUCAUCCUGGUGGCCGUGGCCUCAGUGCCCAGCCUGCCGCCCAUGCUACUCUUCCUGCACCAGCUGUCAGCCAUCGAGCUCUGCUACAUGCUGGCGGUGGUGCCCCGCUCCCUGGCCCAGCUGGCCUCGCCAGGCCGCGGCCGAGGCAGCCCCAUCUCCUUCCUGGGCUGCGCUGUUCAGAUGCAGAUGUUUGUGGCUCUGGGCGGGGCCGAGUGCUUCCUGCUGGCCGCUCUGGCCUAUGACCGCUACGUGGCCAUCUGCCACCCGCGGCGCUAUGCGGCUGUGGUGACACCUGGGCUGUGCACGCGGCUAGCCCUGGCCUGCUGCUGCCUCAGGGGACUGGCGGUGUCCGUGGGGCUCAUGGUGGCCGUCUUCAACCUGCCUUUCUGUGGCUCCCACCUGCUAGUGCAUUUCUUCAGCGACAUCACAGCGCUGCUGCACCUGGCCUGCACGCAGAGCUACGCGGAGGAGCUGCGUCUGCUGGGCGCCUGCCUGGUGCUGCUGCUGCGGCCCUCGCUGCUCAUCCUGGCCUUCCAUGGUGCCAUCGCCGCCGCCCUGAGCCGCCUGCGCUCCCCACGCGGCAGGCGCAAGACCGCCUCCACCUGUGCCUCGCACCUGGCCGUCACCUUCCUCCACUAUGGCUGCUCCACCUUCACGUACGUGUGGCCCAAGGCCAGCUACUCCCCACGACAGGAUCGCACGCUGGCGCUGGUCUACACCGACGUCACGCCGCUGUUCUACCCGCUCAUCUACAGCCUGUGCAACGGCAAAAUCACGGCCGCCACCCGCUGGGUGCUGAACCCCAGGGCAGGAUCUGUGUGGGCCAUGAUAGUCGGCAGGGACCAGGCCAGGGGGGCGGCUCUGCUCCCUAAAGUUCCCCCUAUUAGCAGGUGUCUGCACUGA